CAUGUCACAACCUCAUAUCCGCUCUUUCCUCAUUAACCUCUCUAUUUCUUGAUUGGCAAUCACAAUGGAGUCUCACGCCGAUCUUAUCAAUACUUCCACCAUUCUUAGUGAAGAUCAUUCAUCUAUCUUGAAUAUGGCAACCAGUCUCAAGCCCUCUGCAUGGAUGUCAAGCUGGGAGCUUUCAAAAGCUCGUGAAGAGCCAGUUGCUGUCAUUGGCGUCAAAGACUUGCAAUUGCAGGUCAUGGCCGGAGCCGAUGGGUGGACUGGAGAUUGGGUUGAGACUACUUGUCCACACCAACCAGCUCUCAUCUCGGUGUCCCUCGCUUUACGACGACCUUUUAAGAAGGCAUCUGAAGAUGAUGACAUCGCAGGGGACACUAUUCAUUAUGGCCUCAUCAAAUCAGCAAUUAUCGACGGUCUCAGGGCUUAUCAUGCAAGAGGUAUAACACCUGACUCUGCAAGCGAACUUUCCAUGAAUUCAAUCUAUUCAUUCAUCGUUUCUGUUCUCGUUAGGCGUAGAAUUGCAGUAGGUAGAAACGUCAAUUGGUCCUCAAUCAGAAUCAUGCUUCCAAAAUCAUCUUUACGAGGAGCUGGUGCCAGUCUUACUACACAAACGAUUUUCAAAGAACCUUCGUUAGAGGAACAGGAAGCAGGCGUCUUGCGCAGCAUUGGUCAUAUCGGAGAAAGUAGUACCCUUCGACUGCAUGACCUUACAGUUCCCACCAUAAUAGGCUUGUUGCCAAAAGAGCGCACCAUGAAACAGAAUGUGGUUGCGAAUGUUGAGAUAGAUAGAUGGGUUGGCCAGGGAGAUCUUCAUUGGGAUAUACAACAGAUCGUUGUGAAGACGAUAGAAGAAUCAUCAUUCCAAACUUUGGAGGCACUGGCAGAGCGCAUAAGCAAAAACAUCAUUCGACACUCUUUGAUUCCUACCAUCAUAAAGCAGGCCUCCACAAGAGAUAAUUGGGAUGAGCUUGCUGAUGAUUAUGAAGUCGUCCCAUGGGAGGAAACGCUUGUACCCAAAUUAUGUCCAAUUGUUAAGAUCAAGCUGGAAAAACCAAGUAUAUACAUUGACACCACACCAGGUGUUGAAAUGAGCAUGGACAUUCGACCUUCAUGUGACUCGCCAUACUUUUAUUUGUGGGAAGGGUACAAGAGGUUGCGCUUAUGUCCACGUCCACUCAUAGGUACGCUCAAGGACUGGAUUGCGCAGGAGCACGAAGGAUCAAAGAACGGAACAUGGUCAAACGUAGUAGGCAUUAAUCGAAAUUUGGAUGGUCUCCAACCCGAUCUCGCCAGGACGCCCCAAGAUGCGGAGGAAAUCACUGCUCAGCCAGGAGAGCGCCCAGCAAAUCCAAAGGGUGGAGAAUAAUCAAGACAAUGACACUGCGGAAGAGACCGUUGCUCUUCCUAAGGAAGACCCGGAAACUCCAAAGGAUGGAGAAUCGUCAAUUUUGAGAGACCUUGAUCGAAAGCUCCAGACUUUGCAGAGGAACAUUGCUCAACUUCGAAACACUGCGCAAGAUGUCAUAGCUACCCCCAAAACAGUGGACGAUAAAGAAUCUUAAAUGUUGGCAGAAAUUGGCCAAAAGCUGGACGCCUUCAAACAGGGGGUCGUCGACGCCCAAAAAGUAAUGCAGUAGUUCGUUGUUCGCUAAUUAUCUUUUGCGUCUAAAAAGUUGUAGAGAGAGGGUAAGAAAACGGUGCAGGUUAAUGAUGUUUUAUCAACAUGCUGUUUCAAGGAGUCAACCUUCAUAUUUUAGACCAGAGGAUGAUGAAAACGGGUUAGAUGGAAAAUGUAUGGAUUUAAGGGCGGUACUUUCUUUUCUUAGACAAUCAGCAUUCACGAGGUAUUUUGGGUUGCAUAGGUUCCUUUGCAUCAUGCUGAGGACUAGCAUUGUAUACAUUAUUGUAUGUGUUAACAUCUUGUAAUGGGAUAUUCAAAUUUGACUUGCAUUUCCUCUAUAAUUUCUUGUACCCCUCAAUUGCCAUUGUGAUUGCGACUAUGAGUUCAUAAACUAACCAUCUGGCUUUGAAACGGAUUGCUUCAAAUAGUUUUCUGGCGGCCAUUGGUUGAUCUGGGUUGAUAUCUAGCUUUGGACAUAUAUUCAUGACUCAAUCUUGCGUUUAUAUUGAUAACUCA
This is a messenger RNA of Botrytis sinoallii, 2140 nucleotides long. RefSeq lists its product as uncharacterized. Gene Ontology annotation, molecular function: dihydroneopterin aldolase activity. Gene Ontology annotation, biological process: folic acid-containing compound metabolic process. NCBI's taxonomy places the organism in Eukaryota, Fungi, Ascomycota, Leotiomycetes, Helotiales, Sclerotiniaceae. The record is from RefSeq and is a predicted model, not a curated record. The coding region runs from base 65 to 1369 and encodes 434 amino acids. The transcript is spliced from 5 exons.